Setaria italica (foxtail millet) is the source of this 6183-nucleotide messenger RNA. RefSeq names its product transcription initiation factor TFIID subunit 1-like. Gene Ontology annotation, molecular function: RNA polymerase II general transcription initiation factor activity; TBP-class protein binding; RNA polymerase II general transcription initiation factor binding. Lineage: Eukaryota; Viridiplantae; Streptophyta; Magnoliopsida; Poales; Poaceae. Gene Ontology annotation, cellular component: transcription factor TFIID complex. Gene Ontology annotation, biological process: RNA polymerase II preinitiation complex assembly; transcription by RNA polymerase II. The record is from RefSeq and is a predicted model, not a curated record.
CUCCGCUCUGCUCCCCAUCUAGCACCCCACGCCCCCCUCCUCUCCGCCCUUCCGCCGCCGCCGUCGCCGCCCCCACCUGAUCGCCGCACCGCCGCCUCAUCGUCGCCGGGAACCCCCGCUGCCCCCGCCAAUCUUGCGCAUAGAGAUCCGUCCGUUGACGCGGCUCCGGCACGUGCCAAAAUUCCAGCGGAGACCUGUGGGGAAUCUCCCGGUCUCCCCCUCCACCGCCUCGGGGCUAGGCCUCGCCCUUCACGCUGCCCCUCGAGAAUUUUAAUCUGCUCAAUCCAAUCCGGCCUGGCGAUUCUAAAGUUCGCGAAUUCCGAUUGGGGGCCUGAGGGCGCCGCGGCCUAGGGUUUGUAAGCUGGUGGUGCCGUCCCGGGGCCGGGAGGCAGUGGUGGACAGCGGCAGCCGCAGCCAUGAGCGACGGCGAGCGCCGCGAUGAGGAGAACCCGACCGCCAGUGCCGCAGAUGAUGACGACGAUGAGGAUUAUGAGGAACCUGGUGGAGGAAAUCACUUCCUGGGGUUUAUGUUCGGCAAUGUAGAUGAUUCUGGUGACUUAGAUGCUGACUAUCUUGAUGAGGAUGCAAAGGAACACCUUUUUGCACUGGCAGACAAGCUUGGUCCAUCUUUCAAAGACAUUGACCUAAUCAAGUCUUCUCCAGCACCAACUGAUCCUUCUGAGCAAGACUAUGAUGAGAAGGCAGAAGAUGCUGUUGACUAUGAAGAUAUUGAUGAAGAAUAUGAUGGACCUGAAGUUGAAGCAGCUACAGAGGAGGAUAAUGUGUUGUCAAAAAAAGAUUACUUGUCAUCUGCAGUGUAUGCAUCGGUCAAUAAUACAGUUUCAGUGUUUGACGAGGAGAACUACGAUGAGGAUGAAGAAACACCCAAUGACAAUAAGUCUACUGGUGAUAAUGCUGUUCAAAAUCUUUCUUCAGUUUCAAGUGAGCAGGCAGAUAUGGCAACCUCAAGCGAUCACCUGCCCUUAGAAAAGACUGGCUCAUUAUCAUAUCCAGAAGAAAGUAUGGACUUUGAAUAUGAAGUUUUGGAGAAUGAAAUGGGGACCGAGGAAGGUCAACUUGAGCCUGAAACUGUAACUUCCCUCCCUGUUUUAUGCAUAGAGGAAGGGAAUGUGAUCCUGAGGUUCUCUGAAAUUUUUGGUAUCCAGGAGCCUGUAAGAAAAGUGAAGACAGAUCACCACAAACGUCCAGUGAAUAAAGAGCUUCAGAUCUCAAAUGUUGCUGACAGUGUUGAAGAAGAUGAGGAAAUAAUUCUGCGAAGCACCACUAUUCAAAAUUUCUCAACUUUGAAGCAUAUCCAAAUGAAUGAAGAUUUUGUUGAGACUGACAGUGACGAGUCAGUUGCUGAUGUCACUUUAAGGCUGAAGGACUCAUGUCUUUCUGAACAACCAAUGAAAGUUGCACAUACCGUCCAGCGAUCUCCAGUUUGUCCUGAUUUUUAUCCACUUGAGCAUGAUGAUUGGGAAAAUGAUAUCAUUUGGAAUAAUUCACCAUCAAAUGAUUGUCAGCCUUAUGCCAAAAUCUGUGAAUCUGAAGAGAGUGUGGACACACAUGGUGAAGACCAGGCUAAGGAUUAUGGUCAGGCCUCCAGGUGUUGGGAUGUACAGAGCAAAAGCAAUGGUUCUCCAGUAAUAGAAGAGCCAUUCGGUUGUACAGAAAUGCCUGCUCCAGCUAAUUACCAUUCUCCUGGGAAUAAUCACCCUCCACUGACAAAUGAGGAUAACAUAGACCACAUAAUGCCAAAUAAUUUAGAUGAGGCAGUUAAAACUGACACCAUGCUGCGUUUAAACCACCUGAGUUUACUGAACAGGGAAUUAUUAGAAGGAUCAUGGUUGGACAACAUAAUUUGGGAUCCCAGUGAGGGUACCCCAAAGCCUAAACUGAUCUUUGACCUCAAAGAUGAUCAUAUGCUUUUUGAGAUCCUGGAUGAAAAGAAUGUGGAUCACCUCCGCUCUCAUGCUCGUGCCAUGAUUGUUAGUCAGUCAGUGAAGACAUCAACAACAACAGUGGAGAAUUUUGACAGUCAAGUAAAGGCAUUGAGUGGCAGGUUCAACAUCUCCAAUGACAAGUUUUAUUCUAAUAGGAAGGCGCCACAGCAAGCUAAAUCUCAUACUAAAAAACGUGCUCUAAUGGGCAUAAAGGUGGUGCAUUCUGCUCCAGCUCAUAAGCUGCAAACCAUGAAACCAGUAUUGAGCAAUAAGGAAAUUGCAAACUUUCAUAGACCAAAAGCUAAGUGGUAUCCACAUGAAAAUAAAAUUGCCGCGCAAUUACAAGGAGCUGCUUGUAGCCAUGGGAGGAUGACUGCUAUUCUUAUGACAUUGGGAGGAAAAGGAGUCAGGAUUUUGGUAAAUUCAGAGGACACUCCGGUCUCUGUCAAAUUAAAAGCUUCAAAGAAGUUAGAAUUGAAGCCUUCUGAGAAGAUCAAAUUGUUCUGUUCUGGAAAAGAGCUUCAGGAUGACAUCUCAUUAGCCAUGCAAAAUGUGCGACCAAACUCUAUUCUGCAUGUUGUUCGCACUGAAGUGACUCUAUGGCCAAAAGCACAGAAGUUACCUGGUGAGGACAAGCCUCUACGCCCUCCUGGGGCUUUCAGGAAAAAAACUGACUUGUCCGUCAAGGAUGGACAUGUAUUUUUAAUGGAAUAUUGUGAAGAGAGACCUUUGCUUCUUUCAAAUGCAGGAAUGGGAGCCCGACUCUGUACAUAUUACCAGAAAACUUCACCUGCUGAUCAGACUGCUUCAUCACUGCGAAACAACGGUGAUGGACUGGGCACAGUACUUGCGAUUGAUCCUGCUGACAAAUCCCCCUUUCUAGGAGACAUACGUUCUGGGUCCCAUCAAUCUUGUCUUGAAACAAACAUGUUCAGAGCACCUAUAUUUCCUCAUAAGGUUGCACCAACUGAUUACCUAUUAGUUCGUUCAGCCAAAGGGGUGCUUUCCCUUCGUCGCAUUGACAAGCUAUAUGCUGUUGGUCAACAAGAACCUCAUAUGGAAGUCUUUUCACCUGGGACUAAAAAUGUGCAGAAUUAUCUUCUAAAUCGAGUGCUUGCAUAUGUUUAUCGUGAGUUUCGUGCUAGGGAGAGGCCUGAUGGUAUUCCUCAGAUUCGGGCAGAUGAGUUACCCAUUCAAAGUCCUCUGACAGAAGCUAUAGUGAAAAAACGAUUGAAGCAUUGUGCAGAUUUUAAGAAAGGACCAAAGGGACAUUUUUUCUGGACACAGAGACCUGAUUUUCGGGUUCCAUCAGAGGAAGAACUGAGAAGAUUAUUGACACCAGAAAGUGUCUGCUGUUAUGAGAGUAUGCAAGCUGGUCUGUAUCGUCUCAAGCGCUUAGGAAUUGUGAAGCUUACUCAGCCUGUUGGACUGGCUUCUGCCAUGAAUCAGCUUCCUGAUGAAGCUAUUGAGCUUGCUGCUGCAUCACAUAUCGAGAGGGAACUGCAAAUCACUAGCUGGAAUCUUACGAGUAAUUUUGUUGCUUGUACGAAUCAGGACAGAGAAAAUAUAGAAAGAUUAGAAAUUACUGGCGUCGGUGAUCCAUCUGGCCGUGGGCUAGGAUUCAGUUAUGUGCGAGUAGCACCAAAAGCACCUUCCUCCAAUUCAAUGCUCAAGAAGAAGUCAGCUGCUGCAAAGGGUACCACUGUAACUGGAACUGAUGCUGAUCUCCGCAGGUUGAGCAUGGAUGCAGCCCGAGAGUUGUUGCUGAAAUUCGGUGUUCCUGAAGAGCAAAUCGAUAAACUAACAAGGUGGCAUCGGAUUGCUAUGGUGAGGAAGCUGUCAAGUGAGCAAGCUGCAUCAGGAAUUACUAUUGAUGAAACUGUUAGUAAGUUUGCACGCGGACAAAGGAUGUCUUUGCAACUUCAACAGCAAACUAGGGAGAAAUGUCAGGAAAUUUGGGAUAGACAACUCCAGUCACUUUCAGCUAUAGAUGGUGAUGACAAUGGGAGUGACACAGAAGCUAACAGUGAUCUGGACUCAUUUGCUGGGGAUCUUGAAAACUUGCUAGAUGCAGAAGAAUUUGAUGACGAGGAUACUAGUACAGCAGAGUUGAGAAGUGACAAAGCAGAUGGAAUGAGAGGACUUAAGAUGAGAAGGUGCCCUACUCAUGCUCAAAUUAACGAGGAAAUUGAAGAUGAUGAAGCAGAAGCUUCUCUGGCAAAAAAACUACUUGAAGACAAUGGUAAUGAUAUGAAGAGGAAAAAGCAGCCAGAGGGUCUGACAAACUGUGGCACCUCUACAGGUGCCAAUAAAACAAAGCAGAAUAAGACUGGACAAAUGAUCAAAUCAUCUGGUUAUGCUGGUGCAUCGACCCCAAAGGAGAGCACGCCAAGAGAAGCAAAAGAGGCUGAAAAUUCUUUUGCUGAAGGUGGUUUGCCCACAAAACUAAAAACAAAGGUGGCAUUUGAUGGAAAUGAUAUCCUUCUAGUUAAAAAGAAAAGUGCUCUAGGAAAGGAUGGACCUAAGGAAAAGAGACAGGGUGCAAGGGGGGACACUCUUGUUUGUGGAGCCUGUGGUCAGCUUGGGCAUAUGCGAACUAACAAACUAUGCCCUAAGUAUCGGGAGGAUCAAGAAACGUCAGAAAUGGAUGCAAAUUCAGUUAAGUCCAAUCCUACAGAUAUAGUGAACCAUUUGCCAACAAAGACACCUAAAAGGUUGAUAACCAAAGUUUCCUCUGAAGCUACUGAAACUGAAGGACCAGAAUGUAUUGAGAAGACAAAAUCUGUCCCAGUAAAAUUCAAAUUAGGGGCACCUGAUAAGUCCUUGGAGAGGAACAUGUCGCUCUCUAGUUCGCUGGUUUCUGAGAAACGCACCAUGGAUGUUACAGACUAUAGAUCUACUGGAAAGGUAAACAAGAUAAUAAUACCUAAUAGGAUAAAGUCUGAUGAUUACCCUCCUGACACUCCAAAGCCAUCUGUUGUAUUUCGGCCUCCUGCUGAAGAGAAGGAUGUACCUCGUAAAAAGAUCACCAUCAAGCAGCCUAAGGGAGUAGAUCAACAAAAACUUGUUGAACCUAGGAGUGGUCAGGAGCCUACUAGAAAGACAAGAAAAAUGGUUGAAUUAUCAAGUUUUGAGGGGAAAAGUAGAGAGGAUGAUCAUUGGUUUGGUGGAGAACCCAGCCAGAAUUCCUCGCAUGAGAGGGGGCUGGGUCUGGAAGGGAAAAGAAGAAGCAAAGCUGUAAUGGAAAGUGAGAAGUCCUGGAGAGAUUUUGAAGAGCAAAGAGAAAUGCCACAACAGAGGCUCACUGAUGCUAGGAUAUAUGCAUCGAGGGAGGAGGAUCAUCAGAAGGCAAAAAAGAAAAACAAGAAAAAGAAGAAACAUGAAUUUAGAGAUGAUGACCUACUGGAUCACAGGCCGUACAAAAAUGACAGAAGGGUACCCGAAAGACAACGAGCAGUAAAACGAUCUAUUCCGGUUGAUAUGAUUGAACAUACACCAUCUGCUAAGCGUCGCAGAGGAGGAGAGGUUGAGCUCUCCAACAUACUGGAAAAGAUAGUUGAUGACCUGCGGGGAAACACUCAGAUAUCAUUGCUAUUUCUAAAACCAGUAACGAGGAAAGAUGCUCCCGAUUACCUUGAAAUCAUACAACGGCCAAUGGAUCUCGGUACCAUCAGAGACAAGGUGAGGAAGAUGGAGUACAGAAACCGGUAUGAAUUCAGGCACGACGUAGCACAGAUACAACUGAACGCACACAUCUACAACGAUGAGCGACAUCCUCACAUCCCUCCGCUUGCGGACGCGCUCAUGGAGAUGUGCGAUUAUCUACUUGACGAAAGCGCAGAUGAGCUCGCCGAGGCGGAAGAUGCUAUUGAGCACUAAUACAAUAAUUAGACUUAGCAUUUAGAACUUGCUAUAUCCUAACAUAGAUGAUGUAUUUGCUGAUCUGUAGGAGGGGGGAAAAGGGUAGCUGUACAUUUUUGAGUCCUGGCAGUAGUGUACAUGCAAUCCCAAAUCCAACUGUUUUACAUUCUGUUGGUAUUGGGAGAUGAUGGACGUACACAGGCUCUAGGUUAGUCAAGUGAGGGUUCGCUGUAACAAUUGCCCUCUUGUUGUAAAAAUGUGUAGUGUAACUUGUCCAUAUCCAUGACUUAUUUGUCCUAAUAACCCGAUGGUCUUUCAGUCGGGUAUGAAUCACCUUCAAUUGUAGCAUGAAAAUAUAACGCGCAACAUUAAACCA